GUGAUGGCGGAUAUUUAUAGUUUAUAGAUCGUAGGGUGUUGUUACUUUUCAAUAAUAAAUGCCCUAAAAAUGGAGGAAACAAAAGUUAUUUACUAUAUCGACGACGAGGAAACUCCGUACUUAGUGAAAAUACCAAUAUCACCGGAAAAAGUAACACUAGUGGAUUUUAAAAACCAGUUGAAUAGACCGAACUACAAGUUUUUCUUCAAAUCUAUGGACGAUGAUUUCGGUGUUGUAAAAGAGGAAAUUGUUGAUGACAAUGCUCAUUUGCCGUGUUUUAAUGGUCGCGUGGUGUCCUGGCUGGUGUCUGCGGAGGGGUCGAACCCUUCGGACGGCGCAUCGCAGUGCACAGACAGUAAUGUCGGUAAGGGAAAGGGACCCAACCAUGCCCCUUCGGCGCCGCUCACCCGGGACAACUGUACCGACACCGACAGCACCAUCAGCUCCCGGCCCGGCCACAGGGCCUCCUGCGACAAGUACAAGUACCGGGGCCUCAGGAUAAACGGACACUCAAAGUAUGGCAACCACGGCUUAGAAUACGAAACAGCCUCAGUUUUAAGCUCAGAUCUAGACUCUACAAGCCUCUUCGACAGUCAGUCAGAGAUCACGACGACCACAGGACGGCACACUAAUGCCUCUGUAGACCGAGCACUAACAGAAUGCAGCAGUGUAUCACAUCUACAAGUCAGUAAUCGAAAGAGGCCACAGCGGAGAAGAAAAAGGCCACAAGUUAUGUCUAGAACCUCAUCGUAUUCCUCAAUAACAGACUCUACUAUGUCAAUGCACAUAAUAACAGUGACGUUAAAUAUGGACACAGUGAAUUUUCUCGGUAUUUCAAUAGUAGGACAGUCAAAUAAAGGUGGCGACGGUGGUAUUUACGUAGGAAGUAUUAUGAAAGGUGGAGCUGUGGCACUGGAUGGAAGAAUAGAACCUGGAGACAUGAUUUUACAGGUGAACGAUGUGAACUUCGAGGACAUGACCAACGACGAGGCUGUGAGGGUGCUGCGCGAGGUGGUGCAGAAGCCGGGGCCCAUCAAGCUGGUGGUGGCCAAGUGCUGGGACCCCAACCCGAAGGGCUACUUCACUAUACCGCGCACGGAGCCCGUCCGGCCUAUUGAUCCAGGUGCAUGGGUAGCGCACACACAAGCGCUCCGCGAAGCGUACCCCCCGCCGCCCCCCUCCCUCUCCGCGGUGCCGUCGGAGCGCGGGUGCGACGCGGGCGCGCCGCCGCCGCUGGAGCCGCUGUCCGUGCACAUGGACAUGGCCGUCGUGGUGCGCGCCAUGCUGAGCCCCGGCUCCGGUCUCGAGAUCCGCGACCGAAUGUGGCUCAAGAUCACGAUCCCGAACGCGUUCAUCGGCGCGGACGUGGUGGACUGGAUCCUGCAGCACGUGGCCGGCGUGCAGGACCGCCGCGACGCGCGCAAGUACGCCAGCCACAUGCUCAAGGCGGGUCUAAUCCGGCACACAGUGAACAAGAUCACAUUCUCGGAGCAGUGCUACUACGUGGGCGGGUGCCUCGGGGCCGAGCUGGCGGCGCUGCGCAUCAGCGGGGACGCCGCCCUGCCGCCGCCGCCGCAGAGGAGUGCCGGCGCGCCGGGCUACCUGCCGUACGCGGGCUCGUACGGCUACCAGCCGAUACCGUUCAAGUACACCUCGUGCCCGACGAGUGAACACACUAUUUAUGGCUACAACCGCGAGGAGAGCGUGCUGUCCGGCAGCGGCGGCUCCAGCGCCGGCUCCGACCACCUCACCGCCAAGGAGCACCCCAUAGGCACCCAAGGCGAGGCCAAGUCCAACUCGAGCGGCUCGGUGCGCUCCGCUCAGGACGCGCGGCGCUCGCACUCCAGCGGCUCCGACCGGCCCGUGCUGUUCCUAUAACGGACAAAAUUAUGAAGACUCGUCACAACACGUCUCAAGCUCUACUGCCAAAUAAGCGUAAAUAUGUUACGAGCUCUAUUGCUUAGGGAAUAGGUGUCAUAAUCGUUUCUAAUAGUAUAUUCUAAUAGUGUACAUUAUUGCCUAUGAUUGAUACAUACGUAACAGUAGAUUUCAGGGAUGUAUUCUAGAAAUUUCUAUUGUGAUAAGAUGUCUUCUUCUCUUACAUACAUCUAUGUGCCAUUUUCACAAUGUCUGGAUAAUAUUUAUGUUUUUAAUCCCGCAUAUAACCUUAUACAGUCAUUGUGAAGCAGGCACGUAGAAAAGCAAAUACUUCUGAUUAACAGACCCAAAAAUAAGCUAAACAAGUGAAACUCAAAACACCAAUAUAUUAUGAGCUAACAUAUUAUUAUAGUAGUUAUACUUACUGUAUAGUUACCGCAUUGCAGAAAGAUGUUAAAAUUUAACAAUAUACUAACUAGAUGGAGUGUCACAUAC
Plutella xylostella (diamondback moth) is the source of this 2373-nucleotide messenger RNA. RefSeq names its product Segment polarity protein dishevelled (gene dsh). Gene Ontology annotation, cellular component: cytosol. Gene Ontology annotation, biological process: canonical Wnt signaling pathway; intracellular signal transduction. Gene Ontology annotation, molecular function: frizzled binding. The record is from RefSeq and is a predicted model, not a curated record. Lineage: Eukaryota; Metazoa; Arthropoda; Insecta; Lepidoptera; Plutellidae.